CUGUGGCUGGCGCAAAACCAGUUCUCCAAGGACUGGCAGGAGACGUUCCGGUCGCUCAACUUGCACGGGGCGCAGUUCCUGGAGCUGGGCAGCGCGCAUGGCGGCCGCGGAAACUUUGGCAUGAUGCACCAGCGGGUGUACCCUCGACUGGCGCAGGAGUGUACGAAUAGCGGGACGGGAUGGGACCAGCCGAGAGAGAGGGAGGAGGGGAAGCGCAUGCGGAGGCUCAUCAGGAGCGUCGUCACUGGCCGGCCUGUUGAGGCUUCCAAGGCGAUGCCCUCCCACAGCCGAAAGGAGUCUACCGCAUCCAGCCAACCCCCGAAUCUCGCUCCUGCGAGCUCGGAUGCCCCAGAGGCUCUCGAGUCUCCGGUUGUGCCAGCCAACUCCCACGCCCGAAGGUUUUCCCAAACCAGAUCGACGACGAUGCCGCCAGCAAAUGGCACCGACAACACGAAUCAUAGGACAAUGUUGAAGAAUCUUGAGCAUGGACGGCAGAGUCCCACUGGCGAGCAGGCGGCCCAUUGCUCGAGCCCGGCCAACAGCCCGGCAACCCAGCCCACCCUUUUCCACUCGGCCACUACUCCGAUUCUAUCAUCCUCGCCCAACUCAUCCAAGUUUACCCACAGGUCCAGGAACAGCACCGACUCGGCCGCGUCCAACGCCGCGAUUUAUGGAUCGGGCAUCCCUCCAGAGGCGGUCGGCCUCAUCACGCGAGGCAUGAGCCUGGCGGAGCUCAUGUCCUCCUCGAGGAGUCAAGACAGCUCUUCCAAGCAUGCCGAGUCUCCGUCAUCUGCCAAGGACUCCAAGGGUCUUCUCAGUUUCCUAUCCAGGAGGAAGCGGCAACAAGUAGACGGCGCCUUUCCUUCGCCUGACGAUCUCGACUCUCCCACUUCGCCCGCCUUUCAUAAGCCCUUGUCAAUAGCCACGCAUGGAUCGGAUGCUGGUUACACCCACCCGGACCCGUCCAGCAUCACUUCGCACUACGGACCAAGACACGGUGUUGGUCAAGCUAGAACAUACGUCCUGGCUACCAUGGACCAUUGGAACUACCGGAUGUGCGACAUCACAGACGCAGAGACGGCGGCGGAUAUUCGACAAGCUAUCUGCCACAACCUCGGUAUUCCCGACAUUGAGGGCU
This is a messenger RNA of Trichoderma citrinoviride, 1138 nucleotides long. RefSeq lists its product as hypothetical. NCBI's taxonomy places the organism in Eukaryota, Fungi, Ascomycota, Sordariomycetes, Hypocreales, Hypocreaceae. The transcript has a single exon. The annotation marks the transcript as partial. The record is from RefSeq and is a predicted model, not a curated record.